Eleginops maclovinus (Patagonian blennie) is the source of this 1685-nucleotide messenger RNA. RefSeq names its product dCMP deaminase (gene dctd). NCBI's taxonomy places the organism in Eukaryota, Metazoa, Chordata, Actinopteri, Perciformes, Eleginopidae. Bases 149 to 724 code for a protein of 191 amino acids. The record is from RefSeq and is a predicted model, not a curated record. Gene Ontology annotation, molecular function: hydrolase activity; zinc ion binding. The transcript has 6 exons.
UCCACAGCUCGGGAGAUUUCUUCCUGUUCCCUGUUGACGGAAUGCUGCGUGUCAGUCUCCUCCGCCGCUAAGCUACAGUUCAGCUAACUGUCAGCAGCAUCCAGUCCAGAGAGGCACAGGCACUGAGGAGGUCCAGCAUCUCGAGACUAUGGCAGAACAUGAGGAGCAGAGAGCAGCUCCUCUGAACGGCGACACAACCAGGAAGAGGGAAGACUAUCUGGAAUGGCCAGAGUACUUCAUGGCUGUAGCCUUUCUGUCAGCGCAGAGGAGCAAAGACCCGAGCUCACAGGUGGGUGCGUGUAUAGUGAACCAGGAGAAUAAGAUAGUUGGCAUUGGUUACAAUGGGAUGCCAAACGGCUGUGACGAUGACCUGCUGCCGUGGUCCCGCUCUGCUGACGACCGUCUGGACACCAAGUACCCUUAUGUGUGCCACGCAGAGCUCAACGCCAUCAUGAACAAGAACAGCGCCGAUGUGAAGGGCUGCUCCAUGUACGUGGCUCUGUUCCCCUGCAACGAGUGCGCCAAGCUCAUCAUCCAGGCUGGUAUUAAGGAAGUGGUCUAUCUCUCUGAUAAGUACCACGGCACACCGGAGAUGACCGCCUCCAGAAGGCUGCUGGGUUUGGCAGGCAUACAAUACAGGCAGUUCAAGCCCAAGAGGACUGAGAUUGUCAUUGAUUUUAAUUCCAUUAACCACGCUGCAAUGAUGAACAGCUCUACCAAGUGAAAAAGCAAAAGGUUCACCUUGGGGAGCUGCUGAGUGAGGCAAGGAAGAAGAGGGAGACUGACGAGAUUGAAAGGGACUUUGAUGCCUUUUCUGCAUGUCUUCUUGCCCCCUGCUUUGUCCAAAGGAAACCUGAAGGAUACCUCGACUUUGGCGUCUUUUUGAUAUUUUGAUUAACCGGAUAUUCAAGAUUCAAGUUUGAUUUGACGCUCAUCCUUUGUGUGUGGCAGAAGGUCUUUCAGUACUGCCUUCACACUUCUUUCUUUUACGCUCCCUUUGGGUUUGGGCAUACACCACGACUUGGGACAUACUUUCUUUAGUGUUUCACCUUAAAAUCCUUAGUGUUGGGAAGCAGUCUCCCCACGGGCAACCAACGAUCCUUAGAACAAGGUUCCAGAUUAGUAUGGAGGCGGCUUCACUUUGUUUGACCUGUCACAGUGGCAGCUUGGGGUAAAUCAGGCUUCUUGAGAUUUCUUUUAUCAAACAGGCUUGAAGAAAGAACCUCUGUUCUGCUGAAUUGUUAUUUGCAAACUCAUUAAAAUGUAAAUAGACAGUCACUUCCCAUGAGCUCUCGAUCCCAGGGUGCUCACCUGAGUAAAGCUUCCAAUGAAUCUCAUCACUAUGAAUAUGUCAGUGUGUGCAUUUAUUUUUAAUAUAUAUUCCCUGUAGGUGGAUAUGGAUCUUAUAUUGAGUGACCAUUUUUGUAGUUCUCUGAAAGAUGUGGCGGUCUUCACUUGGUCAGGUUUUAUAGCGUGUUUUUGUAAAAUGUCCUUCUGUGUUCUACUGUCUGCAGACGCUCUGUAACACGGUACUUUUUAUGUUUCUUUCCUAGUACCAACAUGUCUUACCUAUGGACCAUUAUACUGUUUUGUAGAUGAAAACUAACAUGUCUCCAAACCUCCAUUCCUCUAACCACGUCAGCUCUGAGUUGAAGUCAAUAAAACAUUUGGACGGCACAAUCUAA